Messenger RNA from Cydia strobilella, 3077 nucleotides. RefSeq names its product Golgi SNAP receptor complex member 1 (gene Gos28). Gene Ontology annotation, molecular function: SNAP receptor activity. The transcript has 6 exons. Lineage: Eukaryota; Metazoa; Arthropoda; Insecta; Lepidoptera; Tortricidae. Gene Ontology annotation, cellular component: Golgi medial cisterna; SNARE complex; cis-Golgi network. Gene Ontology annotation, biological process: endoplasmic reticulum to Golgi vesicle-mediated transport; vesicle fusion. The coding region runs from base 131 to 811 and encodes 226 amino acids. The record is from RefSeq and is a predicted model, not a curated record.
AUACGAGUAGUAUUAACAGUAGUAACUAGUACUUCAAUUAUUGUAAAUUUAUAAUUUUCUCCUGAAAUUGGAUUAAAGUAGUGAAGAUAAGUCAUAGAAAAAGUGAUAAUUGUGUUAUUAAAAAGGAAAAAUGGCUACUCUCGGAGGCUCCUCAUGGGAAGAGCUCCGUAAACAAGCUCGGACACUAGAAAAUGACAUAGACAUGAAACUGGUGGCGUUCAGCAAGCUGGGCAUCAGCCCGGUGACCUCAAGUCUCAGCUCCGAGUCGGUGCCGCUCAUAAACAGCGAGGACAUGUUUGACACCAUGUCUAUGGAGCUGCAACAAUUGUUGAAUAAGCUAUCAUCAAUAAACGACAAAAUGGGUGAAAUAGCCCCAAAUAGCACGGCGACAAUGCACACUAUAAAGAGGCAUAGGGAAAUCCUUAUGGACUACCAGCAAGAGUUUUCCAAAACCUCAGCGCGAGUGAGCGCGAGGCGAGAACGUGAAGAAUUACUGCGAGGCUCGAGUCCGCCUCCCGCCGCCGGCCUCAGCCGCCGCGACCAGUACACCAAGGAGGCCAACCAUCUGCACAGUUCUCACAUACUAGUUGACGAGCAGAUCAACAUAGCGAUGGAGGCGCGGGAGCACCUCACCUCGCAGCGGCAGACCUUCAAAAGGAUGCAGACCAGGUUCAACGACAUCACUAACAGGUUCCCAAUGCUGAACAGCCUAAUGUACCGGAUAAACGCACGGAAGCGGCGCGACUCCGUCAUAGUGGGCAUCGUGGUCGCAGUCUGCACAUUCUUGAUGCUUCUCUAUGCGUUCCACUGAUUCUACUGUUCACUAGAAAAGUGUUACACACACACAAACCGAAAGGGGCUACUUCAAUCCACUCUUCUACACCGUUUACUGGAAAAGUGUAUACACACAAACCGAAAGGGGCUGUAAUAACAUAUACUAAUCUAUGGGGCUACUUCAAUCCACUCUCUUCUACAACGUUCACUGGAAAAGUAUAUACACAUAAUCUAUCUUAUAUUAACAGAGACGUGCAUAUACACGUACACCCAUCUAGAGAAUAAUAAAUUUAAGGGUGCAUUAUGUUUGCUAUAAUUUUAAUUGAUGUUUGGUAUGAGUAGGUAACAUUUUAAUGUUAUUAUUAACCUUUUCGAUACCGUGUCAAACACAAAAGCUGUCACUCGGACGCCACGUUACCGAAGUGUCAAACUGAAAUUGAACUUUAUGCACAUGCACGUAGGUCUAUAAUCGGUCUUUGGCGUUGAACCUACGGUGCGUAUAUAUCGGUCAUUGGCGUCCAAAAGGUUAAAAAAAUAUAUCUAACCUAGUUUAUGUCUUAAGAAAGAGAUAUAUUGCCAAAUCCCCGCAAUAUAAAUCUAACGUUAAGAAUGAAUAUUUUUGGAGUUAUGAAAAAUUAGAAUUCCUUAAUUAACUACAGUCCAGUCCGCUUACGUUGUGACAUGAUUUUUUUGGGUGUCCCAUAGAAAUCAGAUCAGCCGGAAUGUAUGAAACAGCCAAAACAUUUUUGGCGAAUUCGGCAUUGGUCCCAUAAUAAAAGUUGUUCAAUGACCUUUAAAUUCACUACGCAGAGAAUGGCUGGUGAAAAAAUUUCACCUGUAUAAGGUCAAUAGUGUGGCUGGCCUUCACAUUACUAAACGCAAAUAGCAAAUGUUCAUGAACUCGCAAUAAACACUCACAAUGUGUAAACAGGCCCCAAUGUAACGGCCAGCCAGACUUACCCGUGUUGAUCUUAUUUAAUAUGAUUGCACCUUAUGCACCUGCUGGACUGCUCCGCGUGCCCGCACUCCUGCUCUGAAUCCGACCUGAGAGAUGCCACGGUCCGGGCUGUCAGCACCGCUGCUUUCUGGGCAUCCACUGUUUAGGGGAACCUCGACACGAGAGAAGAAGAAGAAGAAGAAGAAUAUGAUUAACGUAUUUUUUACGAAAGUAUGACAUUGGUGGCGCUGUACACAUGUCGCUGAAGGAUUGAUUUAGACGCGACUCUAGUUAAAUAAUUAACUCGAGUCUUUUACCUCUUCAUUUGAAUUAAAUUUUCUGUGAUAUUUUCAAGGCUCUAAGACAAUUUUAGCUCAUUGUAAAGCGCGCUCCAGACUACACCACGCGCGAAGCCGCGAACGCGAGUGUGGAAUCUAGUUGGCUAAUCAGCGAAAUCGGCACCACACUCGCGUUCGCGGCUUCGCGCACGAGUGUGGAGAGGCUUUAAAAGUGUAAUUCGGAGGAACUCUUACCAUAGAAAUUAUCUAUCAAAUUGUUAUAAUAGUUUAUUGAUCAGUUAUAUUAUAUGGUCUACGUGUAGUAAUAAAAUAAUUCAAUGUAUUACCUACAUGUUUAAGCAUUUUUUCUUACCGUAAUUUACGAAAUUCGGAAAUUGACUAUCUUUGUACAUUGCGUUGUCACCAUUGGGUGGGUAAUUUUUAGUUUAUUUUAUUAGGGGGCACAGCUAAAAAAGGUGCGAUUUAGUAAUUAAUUAUUGCACGUAUUUUUAUUUUAUUUUUAGCUUUAAUUUUACUGCCUCCGGAUUUUAGUUAAUAUGUAUGGACGUGAAAAAAAAAUCUUUUUUUUGAGUACCUUUUUUUUUAAUUUAUUGGCUCUGAUUAACCUUUACCAUGCUAUUUCGAGCCAAUAAUGGUAUAUCUUUUUAGCUACUUUGAAUAAAGAGACAAUACAUACAUAUUCUCCGCAGACGAUACAAAAUGUAAGUAACAAUAUUUAUAUGAAAACUUUUAAAUGGAUCCGGAGGCAGAAAUUGAUCUCCGAUUACAAAAUAAUUUGAAAUACUGUUUAUUGGAAUUAUUUCGCAACUUUUUAUAACUGUCUCCGAAGGAUAAUUAAUACUUUUUUUUUCUCCAUAAUCAAGUGACCAACCCUAAUUGUACAUACCUACUACAUGCAUUUUACCACUAAAAGUGGAAAAAACUAGGUGUAAUAUUUUGAAGAGAUAUUGUAAAAACAAUCAAUGAUUAUAGUGGGAUAACAGAAUUAGGUAAAAUGUUAUUGUAAAUAUUUAUAAUGUCUAUGUAAACUUAAUAAUCACAGUACCAAAAUAAAAAUACAUUAUUUA